Molecule: messenger RNA, 1217 nt
Organism: Paramisgurnus dabryanus
Lineage: Eukaryota; Metazoa; Chordata; Actinopteri; Cypriniformes; Cobitidae
Product: protein EOLA1
Source: RefSeq, a predicted model, not a curated record
UUACAUGGGCAUACCACAAGUGUAACAUUAUGGGUACGGUUUACAUGACCUUUUUGUUAACUCACCCCUGAAAAAUCGGACAUUUAUGAAAACAAUUAAAAUUUUCAAUUGCUGAGAUAUAAACAUUGCGAUAACUUUCAUGUAUGACAACUUGCCCCGGUGUCUUUCCUAUUCACUGUGCUGUACCGCUAGGUGCCGCUGUUUUUAUUUGCUCUUUAUUUAAUAAGAGCGUCUCGUCUUUUAUCAGAACUUGUUGAAAACAGGAAACGUUUUGCAUUUGGGCAUAUUUUUCUGUGUUUAAAAGAUAUUCAGCCUUAUACGAGUAUAGGAAAGACAUUUUGACCGUUCAUGUUUCAGAAACUGUAGCAAAUUAAAGCAGUCGUAGCCUAUUUAAUACCAUAUUUGAUAAACCACACUUAUAAUGUAGUAGACAUGUACUGUACUUGCGGCAAACCGAACGGAUUAUUUUAUGUGUUUAAUAUAUAAUAGACGUUUAAGAGUUAUUUCAGAAUGAGUUUAGAAGUGGCAUGUUUAUCAUUUCGCCAGCCGUACGCUGCUUUUGUGUUGCAUGGCAUUAAAACCAUAGAGACCCGUUGGCGACCCCUUUUGGCGGAGAUGCAGAACUGCACUCUUGCGGUGCACAUCGCUCAAAAGGACUGGGAAGGGGAAGACUGGAGACAAAUACUGACUGAUAGACUGGGAAUGAAUUCUGUGCAAAUAGAGAAACUUCUGGAGUCUGGAGAAAGGUUUGGGCGUGGUGUUAUUGCGGGUCUUGUGGAUGUUGGUGAGACGUGGUUCUGUUCUGAGGAUGUAGCAUGCGAGGAGAUGAGAGAGCUGGAGAAAGCUGCUUGCCUAAAUGAGCUCAAUCAGAAAUACCUUACACGACUCUCGAACCCACGAUGGCUCAAUGAACCUAUGUAUUCUAGAGGCCAUAAAGACGUGUGGACAGUACACAUUCCCAGUCAUCUACUGCCCUCCUCUCCUCAUCCUUAGUAGACAAUAAAGUAUGUUUGUUAGUUUAGAUUUUGUGUCUGUACAUAACGGUAAAGAUUACAGAAGAAACGGAAACACACAAUCUGCAGAGCUUUGCAUUGACUGUGACUACUGUGACAUAUGCUUGUUGAAUUGUCAAUUGGAGAUUGCUGUUAAGUUGUUAAUUAACUGAUGGAUAAGACUUACAUUAACUUCGGUCUUCUUAAAUAUAUUAUUAAAAAAUC